Molecule: messenger RNA, 2346 nt
Organism: Salvia splendens (bonfire salvia)
Lineage: Eukaryota; Viridiplantae; Streptophyta; Magnoliopsida; Lamiales; Lamiaceae
Exons: 4
Coding region: 255-2129 (624 amino acids)
Molecular function (GO): protein binding
Source: RefSeq, a predicted model, not a curated record
AGUAUUAAUCCAAACAAAAAGUAUCACAGCAUCUUUGAUUUUAAACGGGAAGAGAGAUAGACAAUCAAUUUUGUAGGACCAUCCAUUGAAUUCUCACUGAUUCUAUUCACUCACACUGACAUUCCCAACCAUAAAAAAAGUUAAUAUCAAAUUUAUCAGCUAGUAAUUCCCCCAGAUCAAUGGCUUGCCAAUUCUCAGCUUUAUGAGGACUUAGUUAGUUGCAAGGUUUGGGGAAAAUAGUUAAGCGUACGAGCAUGGAUAAAUUAACUGCCGACUGUCCAUAUCCUGGAUGCUUCUUCUGUGUAAUGAAGGAAGGAAACCCAAGCAAGCGCAGAGCCAGUGUGCUAAAAUUCUUCCGGGAACUUCCUUCACAGGAUGACGAUGGUCAAGUCCUUCCCAUCAGUGGCCUUUGGAACACGGCAAUGGCACAUCCUAAUGAUUCUGAGUUUAUCGAGCUUGGUAUUUUCGAAUGCAUGACAGCACUCAUCUGGAAGGGCCUUAAGAAUCGCCGUUGGCUGUCUCACGACCAGAAUAUAUACAUACCUUACUAUGCAGCGCACAUAAUUGGGUCGUACACUAUGAACAUGGAAGAGUUUGCUGAAAUGGCUGUGCACGCGGGGGUUAUCCCAGCGUUGGUUGAACUUCUGAGAGGAAGGUUAACUUGGGUCGAGCAGAGAGUGGCAGUACGAGCUCUAGGUCACUUAGCUACGUACACCAGCACCUUCCCUGCUCUGGCAAGCCACGGGGAGAUCCUGGAGCUUGCUAUGCAGCUAGCAGCAAGUUCACUAGAAAUCGUGUACACUCACUUUUACCAGUAUGUCGACAGGAGGCUUAGUUAUCACUGUGAUCUUCUUACACGUGGCAUGGGUGGCGUUGAAAUGGAGUCAAGGAAGGCUGAAGAAUGGGCUAGUCAGCUGCAGUGCUGGUCUCUUCAGCUGAUCAAUUGCUUUGCCUUUAAACAUGAAUUUCUUCCUACUAUAUGCAAACCGGAAUUUUUAGUAAAGCUUCCUGAAAUGUGGGGGGGACUAGUUAACGAAAACUCUCCUGCUGGAAUUGGGUUAUUGCGAACAAUCUGUCAUCAUAAAUUGGGUAGGGGCCCGGUGGCUAGCUGUCCUAGUAUUAUAGAUGCCCUGUGUAAUAUAGCACGAUCAUCGGAUGAUUGGCAGUAUAUGGCGAUUGACUGUCUAGUUGCGUUGCUUCAGGAUCCAAGUACCUGCCUUAAGGUGAUUGAUACAGCCCUGCCCGCACUACUUGACCUCGUGGAAAUAACUACACUAGGGGAGCACAAGAAGCUUGGAGAUUCAAUUGUUAAUGUGCUUCAGGAAUGUAUCCAGACACACGGAAUAGGACGCAAUUCAAUCAGUAGUCGUGCAAAGGAACAGGUUGAGGAGUUGCUAAAUUCACGAGAGCAAUUGAAAUGGGAAAAAAGUAUGCCAAAAGAGGAUCUGCACAUCAAACAGGCAGCUGCCUUAGUGGUUAAAUUGGAAGGAAAUUCAUUGUUUUCAUCGGGAGACAUUUCCGGUGCUGCUUUGAAGUAUUCAGAAGCACUGGCUUUGUGCCCAGUCCGGUCUAAAAAGGAAAGGAUAGUCUUGUACAGUAAUCGAGCCCAGUGCAAUCUCUUACUGCAGCAACCCAUGGCUGCUAUAAGCGAUGCCACCCGAGCGCUCUGUCUUCAGAAUCCAGUAAACCUUCACGCAAAAAGCUUGUGGAGACGAGCGCAGGCCUAUGACAUGCUUGGAUUUGCAAAAGAGAGCUUGUUGGAUGCUAUUCUGUACAUAAAUGAGUGCUCACAGUCGACUGAUCAUGAUGCAGCCUCAAGGCAAAAUAAGGUUCCUGAGUAUGCUGAGCGAUUUGUUAAGAAACAAAUACGUGCUGCUUGGUUAUUUAAAGAUGCUGCUGCUAAACAUGGCGGUGUCCACUGUGAAGGUGGUGUGAGUGAUGUUUGCAACCAAGAGACUGAUGAUUCCGAAUGGGAAACAGCAAGCGAAAGCGAUAUGGGAGAUGAUGAAAAGGUCAGAUUGGCUGACAAUCUGAAGAGCGAAAACAGGAGAAAAGAUAGACUCACUAAAGCUUCAAAGAAAGACAUGAAGCAAGGUUACAAUUUGCAGCUCUCUAAGGAUGAACCAUAAUCAUGGCCAGUUUUUAAGAAGGAAGGCUGCUCUCUCUCUCUUUCUCCAAUUUUUCUUUUUACUGUUUUUUAUUACUAUUACUGUUUGUUUUUUGGUAUCACAGUAUACCUUUGGAGUACUGAUCAGGAUCUAUGUUCAGUUUGUAACUUAUUUCCUAGUUUAUUCUUUUGUAAAAUGCACAAAAUAUUGGUGUCAUAAAAUUUAAAACUUGACUACA